AUGGCUGAAUUGCUCGGAGAGAUAUCCACUGAUGCUGCCAACUUGACAAUUAUGACAACGGGCACUUCGAAAGUGUGCAACUGGCUUUCCAGACAUACCACAGAGAGUUCUAUCGUGCAGACAAGGAAGAACUUGCACGAAGGAAUGGAGAUCCUUUACGAAGCAGCUCCUCAUAUACCCCGCCAAACUAUGAAGGACUUGAUAGAGGAGCAUGACAUAUUGUUGGCCCAAGUAGAUCAAAUCGAGCUGGAUUCCCAAGCUCCCCUGAACGUUCGAAAGCGUUGGACAAAUAUCUUGAGGCCGUUGCACAAUAAUAGCGGGGCACACACUGCGGCCAAGAUGAGUACGAGGUUAGUUUAUAAGAUUCGUCGAUCUUCAGAUAUUGCUAAGAGCAUGCGGCUUUCAGAAGGGGGAGCCCGUAGUCAAAUAGAGACCUUCUCAUCUAACUGGUCAAUCAUUGACAGCCAAUCCACAAUGACAUUUGCUAACUCCGAACAUGGAUUGAAUUCUGCAUCUCACUCCUGCAAAGAAGCCAGUAGUGAUGGAAUGGCCCCCAUCGACGAGGACACAGACAUACUGUAUGACAAUCCGUGGAAUGAAGACGAUGUUGAUGCCCAACAGGGCUAA
Sparassis crispa is the source of this 627-nucleotide messenger RNA. RefSeq lists its product as hypothetical. The transcript has 6 exons. The coding region runs from base 1 to 627 and encodes 208 amino acids. The record is from RefSeq and is a predicted model, not a curated record. NCBI's taxonomy places the organism in Eukaryota, Fungi, Basidiomycota, Agaricomycetes, Polyporales, Sparassidaceae.